AUGGAUGCUACUGACAAAGAGCUGCGAGAAGCCGAGCUGGAUGCUGCGCCCCACUCUCAAAAGCUCGACGAGAAGGCAGGGGACUCGCCAGGGUUAGGAAGAACCACUUCAUCGGGAAGGGCGUCCAGCGCGUCCAGCAGUUCGGUCGACUACAAUCCUCAAUUACACCGCUUGCAGUCCCGCAAUACAGAGCUUGACCUCGAGCGUAAUCGAACCAGCGUCUCGCGAGAACUCAGUAGAAUUGAAACUCAACGACUUCAACAUUCAUACACGGUUGGUGAAAGUGUGAAGUCACGGCCUUCCAGAACUCCAUUACCACCUUUCGGUGCGGGCAAACCAUACCCGCCGCCCCUGCCAAACCGCGAAGACUAUGUCGUCGAAUUCGAUGGGCCCGAUGACCCAUUGUACCCUCAAAACUGGCCCCUGAAGAGAAAGGUCUACACCAGUGUUAUGCUUGCCUUCACGAGUAUCUGUUCCACCUUCGACUCUGCCAUUUUCAGUGCCUCCUCCCAAAACGUGUCAAAAUACUUUGGCGUGAACCUCGAGGUCGCUACCUUGUCUAGCACCCUAUACAUCGCUGGAUAUGCUUCCGGGCCCUUGCUCUGGGCGCCCCUGUCGGAGCUCAAGGGCCGUCGCCCGGGCAUCGUUAUCGCUAUGCUUGGGUUUGGCAUCUUCAACAUCGCUGUCGCUGUUUCCAAGGACCUCCAGACACUGAUGAUCUGUCGAUUCUUCAGCGGGAUCUUCGGAAGUUCGCCGCUUGCGGUGGUGGCAGCUAUCUUCUCGGACAUUUACGACAACCGAACCCGUGGUGUUGCCAUUGCCAUGUUCGCCGCUACCGUUUUUCCAGGUCCGAUGAUUGCGCCGUUCAUCGGCGGCUUCAUCAACAUGUCUUACCUCGGAUGGCGAUGGACGGCAUAUAUCCCAGCCUUCAUGGGAUUUGCGGCGUUUGUAUUAAACCUAUUCUUCUUGCAUGAAUCGUAUCCGCCGGUUGUUCUGAUUGAGAAAGCGGCAGAGCUUCGCCGCCGCACUAAGAACUGGGGCAUUCACGCCAGACAGGAAGAAAUUGAGGUUGAUCUGCGUGAGCUGAUUGUUAACAACUUCUCCCGUCCUAUCAAGCUUCUUAUCAACGAACCCUUGAUCUUGGCGGUGACUAUCUACCUGAGCUUUAUCUACGGUCUGUUGUAUUGUUUCCUCACAGCUUAUACCUUGGUUUUUGAAGGGGUGCAUGGAUUCAAUCCAGGUCUCAGCGGACUCCCCUUGCUGGGCUUGGUGGUCGGUCUUUUUAUCGCCGCUACGUAUAUUGUCUGGGACAACAGAUCGUACAAUCGCAAACUUGACGCGAACAACGGUAUCACCGUUCCAGAGUGGCGCCUUCCCCCGGUCGUCCUUGGAGGCGCUCUCUUCGCCGGUGGGCUGUUCUGGUUCGGGUGGACGGGCUUUUCCAAGGGCAUCCCCUGGAUCGUCCCGACGUUGAGUGGCCUCUUCACCGGUUUCGGACUGCUCAUCAUCUUCAUCCAAUUGUUCAACUACCUCAUUGACACGUACCUCAUGUUUGCAGCGUCAGCGAUUGCCGCCAACACGUUCUGCCGUUCAAUGGUGGCCGCCGCCUUUCCGCUUUUCUCUCGCCAGAUGUUCAACAACAUGGGUAUCCAAUGGGCCGCGACUCUGCUUGGCUGUGUUGCUGCUUGCCUUGUUCCAAUCCCCGUUGGAUUCUACCUCUACGGAAAGCGAUUGCGGAUGAAGAGCAAGUAUGCGCCGUUCUUCGAACCUCCGGAGGAGGCAGCUGAAGAAGAACAGGAAGUCGCAGACGGAGCGGCCGAAGCUUCGGGAAACCAAUGA
Molecule: messenger RNA, 1839 nt
Organism: Penicillium chermesinum
Lineage: Eukaryota; Fungi; Ascomycota; Eurotiomycetes; Eurotiales; Aspergillaceae
Product: MFS transporter
Exons: 3
Coding region: 1-1839 (612 amino acids)
Biological process (GO): transmembrane transport
Molecular function (GO): transmembrane transporter activity
Source: RefSeq, a predicted model, not a curated record